This is a messenger RNA of Lentinula edodes (shiitake mushroom), 1293 nucleotides long. RefSeq lists its product as uncharacterized. The annotation marks the transcript as partial. The transcript has 2 exons. The record is from RefSeq and is a predicted model, not a curated record. Lineage: Eukaryota; Fungi; Basidiomycota; Agaricomycetes; Agaricales; Omphalotaceae.
AUGAUCUUAACACCUUCCAGAACUCCUGUGGUCCUCUAUUAUAGAAACACUGUUGAAGUUCUUCAGGACUUGAUGAAGAGUCCUUUAAUAUGUGACUCCCUCAAUUUUGCUCCCCUGCAAAUAUUUGAGGAUUCCAGAAAAUUAGUCCGUGUUUAUGAUUCCUGGCUAUCAGGAAAUAGAGCUUGGCAAAUGCAGAGCCAGCUUCCAGAAGGAGCGACUCUGUUAGGCACCAUCCUAUCAUCUGACAAGACAACGGUCUCUGUCAUUACUGGAAAUCGUGUAGCUCAUCCCUUGUUGAUAUCUUUGGCAAAUAUAGAUAGCGAUCUAUUGUCGAAAGCUUCUCUAUAUUUGUUUAAUCUUCUCGCACUUCUCCCUGUUCCAAAAUAUAUCGAAAGAAAAACCUCCGUGCGUGGCGUACUUGAAAACCGGCUAUAUCAUGAAUGCUUGGAUAUCGUCCUGGAACCACUCAAAACUGCUGCUAGUAUCGGCUGCUUGAUGAGCGAUCCUGUAGGACAAGUCAGGGUUUGCUACACUCCCUUGGCUAGCGCCAUUGUCGAUACACCAGAAGCCUCUUUGAUCGCCUGUACAGGUGGCAAAACUUCUCCGUUCACCCGAGCAAUUUAUAAAGAUUUUGGAGACGGAAAACUUCACCCUCCUUGUCUAGCUACAGCAACUCUAGAGGCUAUAGAUAGUAUUCAAGCACGGAACAUUUUUCCUCAGGAUCUUCCCGCAUAUCAAAGAGCUUCAGUGACUGCACGGACCAACGGUGUUGUUUCCCCUUUUUGGAGAGACUGGCCUCUUGCAGAGCCAUGCGAAUUUCUCACUCCUGAACCUCUACACCACUGGCACAAAAUGUUUUGGGACCAUGACGCAAAAUGGGCUAUACAAGCUGUCGGAGCCAGUCAUAUUGAUUUUAGAUUCUCGAUACAUCAGCCAAUUGUUGGUUAUCGCAGCUUCAAAGAGGGUAUCUCAAGUUUGAAGCAGGUGACUGGUAGAGCGCAGAGAGAUGUUCAAAGAUACCUCAUUCCCCUCAUCUCUGGUGCUGUUAUACCAAAAUUCGUCACUGCUCUCAGGGCGCUAAUGGAUUUUCGCUAUGCUGGACAGGCACCAAGAUUCAACCAAGCUUCGACUCUUAGAGUUCAAACUGCACUCAAUGAGUUUCACGAAAAUAAGGACAUUAUUCAGGACCUGAAAGCUCGUGUUAAUCCCAAAGGAGUUCCUAUCAUCCACUGGGAAAUCCCAAAAUUGGAAUUCAUGCAAAGUGUUGCGCCCAGCAUUUCUGCCUCUGGACCC